This is a messenger RNA of Suillus clintonianus, 1107 nucleotides long. RefSeq names its product ubiquitin-related domain-containing protein. The transcript has 5 exons. The coding region runs from base 163 to 798 and encodes 211 amino acids. The record is from RefSeq and is a predicted model, not a curated record. Lineage: Eukaryota; Fungi; Basidiomycota; Agaricomycetes; Boletales; Suillaceae. Gene Ontology annotation, molecular function: protein tag activity; ubiquitin-like protein ligase binding. Gene Ontology annotation, biological process: protein sumoylation. Gene Ontology annotation, cellular component: septin ring; nucleus.
AUUAGGUAAAGAAGCAGUACAAACACCGACAAUCUCAGUGCUCGCCGUCCCGUCCAUACAAGUUCCUCCUUGUUGUUAUCACUUCCUCACUGAGUUUACCUCGCCCACGUUAUCCGUGUUUUCCGAUCUUUAUUCACAUUAUUUGUAUCUUUACUCGCUACAAUGGCUGAAGAGCAGCAGCAAAAUUCCCAAGGCCAGGAAGACUUUAAGCAAGAGGACAACGCGCCAAUUAAUGUCAAGGUCGUGAGCUCAACUGGGGACGAGGUUUUCUUCAAAAUCAAGCGCAACACCAAGUUGAGCAAGCUCCAAGGCGCUUAUGCUACUAAAGUCGGCAAGGAUGUGGGCAGCAUUCGAUUUUUGUACGACGGAUCGAGAAUCAAUGACGAUGACACGCCUGCAAGCCUCGACAUGGAGGACAACGAUACGAUCGAUGUGAUGGUAGAACGUGCGCACUCUUCCAGUUUCUUCAUUGCUUUCCUAAUUUUUGGUCUCAUUAUCCUCUUUUUGGAUAUGCAGAGGUUGGCGGUUCAUCUCCUGCAUAUUUGUACAGUCGUCGCCCAUAAUUGUAACACUACCGUUUAUUCGAUUUCCUUGCCAAUCUCACGAACAUUCAUAUGCAUCGGCCGGUGCCUUUUGGAUAAAGUAUCACUUUGCGCUUGGUUCUGGCGAGUAAUGCGUUCAUCUUUUCUCAAGAAUACAUUCCCUCGUCACCCGCUCAGCGCCCUGUUGUUGAGUGCAGUGAUACAUGUCUGCAGGCGCUGCAGAAUCUUUUCCAAUGCUGUAUUCCUGAAACAUUAAUUUUACUUAUCUGCCUGACAGCACACUUCUUGAUUCCGUUCACCACGGGAUCAUCAGCCCUCGGCACGGAUCACAACCUUGGAUGUUGGCAUCGAAGUGAGGCUUGUGUGCCACUCGUGAAAUUUAAAUAUUGCGUGCUAGCUAUAGUCCAUUCGCACAUUAAUGUCAUUUUCAGGGGGUGUCAGCUAGGUACUUGCGCUGAGUGCCGAGCUUCGCUGAGCUCAGCCUCAAAAAUCAAGUUUGAAAAUCGUUACCCAUUGUCCAAGUAUGCUCUUCAUCAAGUGACGCAGAACAAACCCGCGGCGCCUA